Molecule: messenger RNA, 1008 nt
Organism: Clonostachys rhizophaga
Lineage: Eukaryota; Fungi; Ascomycota; Sordariomycetes; Hypocreales; Bionectriaceae
Source: the annotation of a GenBank genome assembly
AUGACCUCUUCUCGCAUCUUCAUCACCGGUGCUACCGGUUUCAUAGGCUCUCAAGUGGCCGCCUUCGCCCUCCGUGCAGGACAUGAUGUUCGAUUCAGCGUCCGGAGAGAGGACCAGGUCCAGCUUCUGAAAUCCAGAUUCUCUGAACAUGCCCGCCAGCUGGAAUUUGUUGUUAUUAAGGAUCUCAGUAACUCCGAUUCCAUCAAGAAUGCUCUGGGAGGUGUGGAAUACAUCUUCCACCUGGCCUCACCUAUGGCUGGAGCAGGGUCCGACUUCAAAACCGAAUACGUCGACCCUGCCGUCAAGGGCACGGUUUCCAUUUUAGACGCAGCAGCAGCCUCACCGGCCGUGAGUCGGGUUGUGGUAGUAUCCUCUGGGUUUGCGUUAAUGCCCAUGGGCGGAUUCGCCAUGCCGGGCUUGAAAGUUUACGAGAAUUCAAACCGGUCGAUCGAGGUGGACAUGAACAUGGAAUUCACUGAAGAUUUCAUCGGCCAUACUCUUAAGUAUCAGGCAUCCAAGAUUCUAGCCCACCGGGCCACCCUCGACUGGAUUGCCGAAACCACACCGAGCUUCGACCUAAUCACCCUCCACCCGAGCUUCGUCCUCGGGGAAGACUUGACUCAGGUAGACGAAACACCCAAGGGCGUCAAUGGCCUCUUCGUUAAUUCCCUCCUGUCGGAUAAGCCAAUCAUCCCGAGCUCUUUUGUUGACGUUCGGGAUGUCGCCGUUGCUCACCUGAAAGCAUUGACUGCCCCAGUUGGCCCCCGGGGAACAGUGACCGAGGCUAUAAUUGACGGACCUACCAUCGAUUGGGACACGAUUGUCAAGUUUGUAGGUGAUUACUAUCCAGAAUUUCCCUUGAAGCUAUCGGGACCGUUCCCAGAAGGCGCGACAAUGGACAACUCGCGGGCGGAGCGUGAUUUUGGAAUCAAGUGGCACACGUCUGAAGAAACCAUUCGGAGUGUGCUGGAUCAGCAGGUGCGACUCCGGAAGAAGGCAUCUUUGUAA